This is a messenger RNA of Stegodyphus dumicola, 861 nucleotides long. RefSeq names its product zinc finger protein Zpr1 (gene Zpr1). The record is from RefSeq and is a predicted model, not a curated record. Gene Ontology annotation, cellular component: nucleus. Lineage: Eukaryota; Metazoa; Arthropoda; Arachnida; Araneae; Eresidae. Gene Ontology annotation, molecular function: zinc ion binding.
AUGGAUGCAUUGCGGUGCCAAGGUACAACUAGGCUAUUAUUAACAAAAAUUCCAUUUUAUAAGGAAGUUGUAAUUAUGUCAUUUUCAUGUAACCACUGUCAUUGGGAGAAUAAUGAAUUACAGCCAGCUGCUAAGAUCCAAGAAAAAGGAGUUUCAUACAAGCUGAAUGUAUUGUCACCUCAGGAUUUGGCCAGGAUUGUUGUGAAGACAGAAUGGGCUUCUGUUAUGAUUCCAGAGCUAGAUUUCGAAAUUCCAUCACAUUCUCAAGAAGGAACUGUGACUACAGUUGAAGGCAUUAUUGAGAGAACUUACACUGGUUUGAGCCAAAAAAUUCAGUACUUAAAGGAUGAGGACUCUGAGUCUGCAUCAAAAAUAACUGAAUUUUUGGAAAAGCUGCAGAAUUUGAAAUCUGGGAACACUCAUUUUACUUUUGUGUUGCGAGAUUGUUCUGGCAACAGUUUCUUGGAAAACAUUUGUGCACCACUGCCAGAUCCUCAAUUAGAAGUAUCACAGUUUGAAAGAUCUCGAGAAGAAAAUUUGAUGCUUGGGUUAUAUGCACUUAAUGCUGACACUAAGGAAAACAAAACUGAAUCACAUACACAAGCGUAUGAGGAAAGUAAUCUUAAGGAUGAAGUUUUGGGCCUUCCUACGAACUGUUAUUCUUGCAAUGCCCCAUGUGUGACAAACAUGAAAUUAACUCAAAUACCUCAUUUUAAAGAUGUUGUCAUUAUGGCUACUACCUGUGAUGCUUGUGGGCAUAAAACGAAUGAAGUAAAGAGUGGAUCUGGUAUCGAACCAUACGGAGUGAGAUUUAUUCUCAAAAUAGAGACUGAAGAAGAUUUAUCUAGGGAUGUAUUAAAG